Sturnus vulgaris (Common starling) is the source of this 539-nucleotide messenger RNA. Lineage: Eukaryota; Metazoa; Chordata; Aves; Passeriformes; Sturnidae. The record is from RefSeq and is a predicted model, not a curated record.
UGGGCCCAGUACCUGGAGGAGUUCAUGGCUGGCAGAGUGGCAUAUGGUUCCUGGUACAACCAUGUCAAGGGCUACUGGGAGCGCAGGAAGGAUCACCCCAUUCUCUACCUGUUCUACGAGGAUUUGAAGGAGGACCUCCGCCGGGAGAUUGCCAAGGUGGCCCAGUUCCUGGGGCAGAAGCUGUCAGAGGAGGCUCUGGACACCAUCACCCAACACACUUCCUUUGAGGCCAUGCGGGACAACCCUGCUACCAACUACAGCAAGGUGCCCUCCGACCUCAUGGACCACAGUGUGUCCCCCUUCAUGCGCAAAGGCACCACCGGAGACUGGAAGAACCACUUCACCGUGGCCCAGAACGAGCGCUUUGACCAGGACUAUGCGCAGAAGAUGUCAGGCACUGACCUGUGCUUCCGCACUCAGAUCUGAGGAGGCACUGCUGGACGCCCCCCAGAUCCGCCCUGUGCUGUGAUGGCACUGCUGCCAUUCCUUCCUCUCCCCUGGGACUGCUGGAGAGAAAUAAAAUGUGCUCCCUGACUGUG